Messenger RNA from Clarias gariepinus (North African catfish), 2425 nucleotides. RefSeq names its product proline rich 11 (gene prr11). The coding region runs from base 45 to 977 and encodes 310 amino acids. The record is from RefSeq and is a predicted model, not a curated record. The transcript is spliced from 10 exons. NCBI's taxonomy places the organism in Eukaryota, Metazoa, Chordata, Actinopteri, Siluriformes, Clariidae.
UACAGAAGUAUUUUUGAAAACCCAGCGGUGGACCGCUGCCUGAGAUGGCUGGCUCCGGGCGACUGAGCAGACACUUUCAAACGCGCAGGAAAAAGAAUGGCAGCAGUCGACGUUUCGCCCUGAAGGCCAAGCAGGCAUUAACUCCGGUUUCUGGCAGUCAAGCAAAUGGAGCACAUGUGGAGCUGGCUGUAGAGAAAUAUCAGAAGAGUGAGAAAUUAUCCAUUUCUCUAAGAAGUGGAAGAUUGUUCAACGUUGUUGGCAACAUUCUACAGCCAUGUCGGCACAUAAUCAAUCAUAUCUGGACUGGAUUUUGCAAUGUUUUGUUUUUCUGGAGAGUUUAUGCUCAAAGAGUGGAAAUUCUUCAUCAGAAGGUGGAGGAACUUCAGAAUGAAUUACAGUUACUGCGUAAUAAUGCUCUGUUGCCUCCUGUGCCCGGAUGUUCUGACCACCAAAGUACAACUGUCAUACACCACCAUCAGCACAGAUCUGUUGCUCCACCUAUUGCUCUUCUUCCCCCACCACCUCCACCUCCUCCUCCUCCUCCGCUUCCACCACCACCUACUCAGGUGCCAAAGAGACUGCCUUUGAUGCCUAAGAAUAGCAACAGUCACUCCUCAUUGCAGGAGAAGGUUGAACGGCAUGUUGUAGUAACUCUUAAAGACCUGCAGAAAGUGCAGCUAAGGAAAGUGACUGCUAAUACUAGAAUUUCGAUCUCUCCAGAUGGAAAAAGAACCCCUCUUAUCACUCUAGCAGAACUACAAAAAGUCCGAUUAAGACGUGUUCAGUGUAGCUUCCCAUCACCAAAGAAGAUCAGCCAGAGCAGAUCACCAAGAAGAAGCCCCAUGAAACUACUAUCACAACUUAGAAAACUCCAAACUGAUCGAAUUUUGAGUGAAGCAUCGCUGUGUAAUAAAGAAAAUGUGGAGAAUUAUUCCGGGAUUAGUGCAAUAAUGAACAAAGGCUUGGAAAGCAACUGACCACUGUAUUUUUUCCUGUGUGAUCAUAACCACUGAAUGCCAUCAGCUGAAACCGAGACAUCAAGAAAUCAGACAUUUUAAUGAUCUUUGUAUUGUGCUCUCAUUGUUGGACAGUUCCCUCUGUAAGUAUUGGCAUGGCUAGGUCAAAUCCCCUUGUUUUUACCAUACAUUUGGAUUUGAGAUUGAAAGAGGAGUAUGAUUUUCAUAUUCAUGCAUAUGAAUAGCUCCUGAUAUUUCCAUCUAUAUGGGCUAACCAUGCAAAACAUGGUAUCUUUAGAGGCAAACCACACAGUUUUUAUGUGAGCAAAUGUACUAAAGCAAAUAGUCUGUAGUUAAAUCAAAGUAAAUAACAUUUGGAUGCAUUUUUGCUGAUAAUAAAUGCAUCAAGUUGGCAGCCUACUAAAAUCAUCCAGCUGCUGAAAUGCAUGCUCAGUUGGCUUAUGUUCUGCAGUCAGUCUAAAUCCUACCUGCUUUUGUGUUAUGUGAACAAAAGUGUGUAUGUGAAUAAUGAAGACAUUUGGUGGAUACAUUUCUCUGUAAGAGGCAGACAAAAUAUCUGUGUAGACUUCUGAAUUCUUUCUGCUGCUAUCAUCAAGAUUUAUAUAAUAAAUACAGAUUAGUGAGUCUGUUGCAGAGACUUCCAUACAAACCCAAGCCAUUACAGUACAUCCAGCAUGUUUGACCACUGAGGUUGUAUGUUUUGGCUUAUGAGCAGAUCCUUUGUUUUUCCACACUGUCAUUUCCAGCACCUUGGUUUAGUCUUAUCCUGGUGCCUAAACCGCUGUGGCUCUUUUUUUUUUUUUUUUUUUUUUUCUAAUUGUAAUCUAACCAUCUAAUUCUUACUGUCGUUCUUACAGUAGUUUGCAUCUUCUUGUACAACAUCUAUAUUUCUGCCCUUAAGGUGUCAGUUUGUUAUACUGUCAACAUGUCCUGUGUAGGUUGUUGAUGUCAGUGACUGUUUUUUCUCACAACUUACCAUAUUUUUUUAGCAUUAUUGGCCAAACUGCUUAAUGUACAAAUGUUAUCCCACUGCUUUCUUUCUUUAUCAGGACAUUUCAAAUGAUUUUAUUAUUUAUAUCUAAUGUUGAGCAAUUGCUCUGAUCUAUUUCCUCAUUAUUUUAAAGAGUAGCUUUUUUAAAGUAAAGUAUUAAAGUAAAUCGCUUGCAUUUCACCAAUACACAGCUCUUUUUCAUGUUGGUUUCUUCUUCUUUUUUCUUUCUUUUUUUUAACAACAAAUGCAGUCUUCACAGGUAAAGGCCACUUCUCAAUCCAACUAUACAUAUUCAGAGCAAUGUUUGAAUGAUUAACCUAACAGUACACCUGGGCAACAAAAAACACCUGUCAGACAUGUGUCCCAAAAUAUGGGUUCAAAUAAAAAGUGUAAUGUUCUAAGCAUCUAGAUUUAAAUAUUAAAAAAAUAAAAGGUGAAAUUUUGAUUAUGAAACUGA